Daldinia loculata is the source of this 1531-nucleotide messenger RNA. Its product is annotated as SET domain-containing protein. The transcript has 2 exons. Gene Ontology annotation, cellular component: nucleus. Gene Ontology annotation, molecular function: histone methyltransferase activity; protein binding; zinc ion binding. Bases 263 to 1282 code for a protein of 339 amino acids. NCBI's taxonomy places the organism in Eukaryota, Fungi, Ascomycota, Sordariomycetes, Xylariales, Hypoxylaceae. The record is from RefSeq and is a predicted model, not a curated record.
UCGUACAAUACCUAUCCUUGAAUAUUAAACUCGGAUAUAUAAAUAAACUCGGAUCGCUUAUCGUAAUAACCAAUUAAGAAACCCACAUAACGUAAUUCUACCUACGCGUCGGUCGCGUUGUCCACCUUAUUUUUGUGUCCAACGAUACCUAUCCUAAGGAAUCAGGGUGCGCUCUUUUCGUCAGGCCAAGCCAUGGAAUUUCCUGGCUAUCGUCAUAAGGCACUUGAUUUUCGGUGAACCGUAUUUUUGUCGCUGGCCCAAGAUGGAAGAGUAUACGCGGCCUCAUUUCUUUUUUCACGGCGAUGCGGGCGACGAAAAACUAGAAAGCGAGAAGCUACGUUGCCACUUCUGCCAGAUCCGUUCGUUCGCGACGCAUACUCGGUUCCCGAUCACCAUCAUUAAUACCGAGGAUGAUGCCGUGCUCGACCCCGAUUUCCGUUUCAUGGACAGGUCGGUUCUCGGAAAAGGUGUAGAACCAACUAAGAGAGAGUUCCUUACCGGUUGCGAGUGCGUCGAUUCGGAGGACUGCCAAUACAAUACGUGCAAUUGUCUUCAAGAUGUCGAGGACGAUAGUUCCGACGACGAAGACCUCUACGAUACCUACGGUGCGAAACCUCACAAGAAAGUCUACGCAUAUCAUAGCCACGGCGCUAGGGCGGGCCGACUACGUUCCAAGAUCCUCGCAUCGCGCGACCCCAUCUACGAAUGCCACGAGAGCUGCGCUUGCGGUCCGUACUGCCCAAACCGAGUCGUGGAAAGAGGUCGCCAGAUCCCGUUGCAGAUUUUUAGGACCAAGAACCGCGGCUGGGGCGUGCGAAGCACCGUGGACAUUAAGAGAGGCCAGUUCAUCGACAAGUAUAUGGGCGAGAUCAUUACCGCCGAAGAGGCCAACCGUCGGCGGGCGGAGUCGCACAUUGCGCAGCGCAAAGACGUAUACCUCUUCGCGCUCGAUAAGUUCUCCGACCCGGACUCUUACGACGACCGCCUGCGCGGAGCCCCGUUAGAAGUAGACGGUGAGUUCAUGUCCGGCCCGACCAGAUUUGUCAAUCACUCUUGCGAGCCGAACAUGCGCAUCUUUGCUCGGGUAGGGGACCAUGCGGACAAGCAUCUACACGACCUGGCAUUGUUUGCGCUCAGAGACAUACCCAGGGGCGAAGAGCUAACGUUUGAUUAUGUGGACGGGGUGGAUGAUUCAGAAAAAGAUGCUCUAGAUCCGGAGAAGCAGAAAGAUAUGACACGUUGUUUGUGUGGAAGCAAAGGUUGUAGAGGUUACCUCUGGUGACGAUAUAGGUAUGACGAGGGCUACUAAGUAUGCCGUUGGUGAGGUGAAUAGUAAGUUACUACCUGCCUUAUGCCGUUGGGUGUAGCACCCCGUUCACCGGUACGACUGGCUCGGGUUAUUUACAAGAUAGCCAUCAGAGAAAUACAAGAUCAGACAAUGACGAACAUACCACGUGGCUACAUAUCACAAGAAUACAGACAUUCCAAUGCAGUACAUGUCACUCGUUUGCAAGAUCCUACAAAAUACCGA